UUGAUCUCAUUCCUACACUGUGCCUGAUGAAGGUCGAAAGUGUAUUGAAACAUUGCUUCAAUAAAACUAGGUCCUGGGAGUAAAAUUCACUCUGUGGGUAAACAUACCCUUUCAUUUACACACUUCUGACUAGCACCUGAACCCAACUUUAAUAUUAAAUGUGCGCACUGACAGAUCCUUUCUGCCCAUUUGGGCUGCAGGACAGUUAUCUCCACCUCAGCAUUUGAGGAGCGAUUGUCAAUCCAACUUGAUACCCUCUCCUCCCCCCAUUUUCCUCCUGGCGCUCCUUAACCAUUCCCUUUCCCAUCGGCAGAGGUCGCUUGGCAUUUGGUAUGAAGAGAACGGUCGAACUCCCAAUCGAAAUUAACGCAUGGGUACACACUCCCACAUGACAAAGCAGAUAGGGAAAGCCAGUGAGUGCGCUACGGAAAAUAGACUAACACUAACGUUAGGUAAAACAACAGUUUUAUGCGUAGCCAUAAAUAACAUACAUUAUUAUCUGUCGUUGUUAAAGAGUUUGUCUGACUCGCAUCAGUUUUCUGGCCGAUCAGAAGCCACGUCUGUUCUUUUUCAAAGUGAACUUGCAUGUAUUUACUACGUUAAGUUAAUAUAUUGUAAAAAUUGACCGGGCAUCUCUGUUAGUUCGAGGUUGAUGUUGAACUAAAGACUGCGGACGGAUAUGAGGAAAGAGUGCUUGGAAGAGACUCAACCCCCUUUUUCUUUCAAUUCCUCUGUUUCUUUUUGUUUGGUUUGACAAUAGAGCGGGAGAGAGAGAGAGCGAGAGAGCGGGAGAGAGAGAGAGAGAGAGAGCGAGAGCGAGAGAGAGAGAGAGAGAGGACUCACACAGACGCUGAACCUGUUUUCAUGCCGUCAGUCUUGCGGACUCUGAGAUGGACGUGAGAUUUUAUCCUGCACCUCCUUCAAGCGUGGGCUCAUGUACAUUACCUACUGACUCCAGUCUCGGCUCUUUGGACUAUUACCACUGCAACAAGAGCAGAUACGGUGUAGGAGAUCGUGGUGUUAGGCUCUACGGCGGCUUGCCCGUGAGGCCCAACCCUGACGGGAAAAGGCUGCCCUCUACAGGGUUUGAUGGUGAAAACAUGUACAUGAAUGAAAACAACCAAGAGUUUCUUUCUCCCAAUCAGAUGCACCGCGCACAUUGGGGAAGCUCGGCAGGCCACAAGAACUACUCCGCUCAGGGAGGCACCGGAAAUAGUGGCAACGGCGGUGGCGACGAGGACUACGAGAUCCCGCCUAUCACCCCACCCAACCACCCAGAACCCCCCCUGCUGCACCUGAUGGAUCCCGAGUCCAGCUACCUGUGCCACUCCCUGCCCCACAAUGGCCUGAUCAACCCCUAUUCUUACCCGGAGCUGCCCGCCCUCAUGAUGUCCAACAUGCUGGCUCAGGACGGCCACCUCCUCUCCAGCCAAAUGCCCUCUAUCCAGGAGCUGUCUCGUCAGGACCGCCCCCAUUACCACACUGCCCGCCCUCCCCCCAUGCUAAGCAGGUCUCCUAGGAUACUGCCCCACCCAAUGAGUGCCCUUUCCCAACUCAGCUCUCAGAUUGGCCGUGGUGGCCUCCCCCAUGGUUCCCCCUCACCACCAGGAAGUAAAUCAGCCACGCCCUCCCCCUCAAGCUCCGCCCAGGAAGAGGAAACAGAUUACCACUCAAAGAUCACAGGAGAGAAGAGGCCCUCCUCCGAGAUGAACAAGCCCAAGCCCAAGCCCCAGAAGAAGAAGAAGAAGAAGGACCCCAACGAGCCACAGAAGCCCGUCUCAGCCUACGCCCUCUUCUUCAGGGACACCCAGGCAGCCAUAAAGGGCUCAAACCCCAACGCCACCUUUGGGGACGUGUCCAAGAUUGUGGCGUCUAUGUGGGACAGUCUAGGCGAAGAGCAGAAACAGGCAUACAAGAGGAAAACGGAGGCUGCUAAGAAAGAGUACCUGAAAGCCCUGGCAGCAUACCGAGCCAGCCUGGUUUCCAAGAGCUACAAUGACCCAGUGGACACAAAAAGUUCCCAGUCAAACCAGCCUUCCCACAUGAUGCCACCCAACCCGCCACUGUACAGCGUGCCGCCCCAACCCUCCUCCCCGUACCUGGGGCCGAGCCCCUUCCCCCUGCCGGAGCAACUGCAGAGCUACGCCGGGGCCCAGCGCCACGGGCUCUCACGGCCCCUGGGCCAGCCCUCCAUGCUCCCCAGUCUCAGUGCCUCUCCCCCCUCCUCCUUCCAGAUCAGCCCUCCCCUACACCAACAGCUCUCCCUGCACCAGGGCUCCCUUCUCAACCAGCCAAUCCGCAUGCAGCAGGUCCAGUCACAGCCAAUCAUCUCACACCAGAUGGGGCUGCAGAGCUCCCUCCACUCCCCGCCUCCCGGGCAGCAGGGAUUCUCUCACCUACAGUCAGAGUAUCAGAAGAGUGUUGGGGGCUCCCAGUCCCCUGGCGCCCCAAACCAGGGCCAAAACCCAGACUGGGACAGUGAAUACUGCAAUCGGGAAUGCGGAGGAAACCACUGCAGUGGCAGCAUGUUAGCCAGGGACAAGCCACUCUACCUCACUUGAAGCGGGCCAGAGGGACAGAGGAGCUAAAGACACCAGGGAGUCCCCACCACCUCUCCACCCCCCCACCCCCA
Molecule: messenger RNA, 2632 nt
Organism: Clupea harengus (Atlantic herring)
Lineage: Eukaryota; Metazoa; Chordata; Actinopteri; Clupeiformes; Clupeidae
Gene: tox2
Product: TOX high mobility group box family member 2
Exons: 11
Coding region: 891-2561 (556 amino acids)
Biological process (GO): regulation of transcription by RNA polymerase II
Cellular component (GO): nucleus
Molecular function (GO): chromatin DNA binding
Source: RefSeq, a predicted model, not a curated record